Molecule: messenger RNA, 7025 nt
Organism: Haliotis rubra (blacklip abalone)
Lineage: Eukaryota; Metazoa; Mollusca; Gastropoda; Lepetellida; Haliotidae
Product: golgin subfamily A member 6-like protein 22
Exons: 14
Coding region: 169-2472 (767 amino acids)
Cellular component (GO): cytoplasm
Source: RefSeq, a predicted model, not a curated record
UCACGGGAAGCAGAAGCCUGGAAAGUCUCGGAUGUUUGGGGUAGUUUCGGAUUACAGCCUCUAAUCUGUCCAUAAUCGGAAUCAUCGAGGAAUUUCGGGUGGUGCUCAUUAUCCCUUGAUCAUUUGACUUUCUUCUUCGAUCCAGUAAACUUGCAAAUUUUUGACAAGAUGGUGAUCAAGGUUUACCUCACGAACAUUUGCAGCAGUACGCAGCUUAAGAAAGAGAUGCUGCAUGUGACAGACAUUCUGUCCAGUAUGAGCAUACCCAUGGAGACAGUUGACAUCUCUGACCCCAACCGAGAAGAAGACAGGAAGUUUAUGAGAGCAAAUGCAGAACCAAGGGAAGGAAUGAAGCACCCUUUGCCUCCACAGAUAUUCAGUGAUGAUCAGUACUGUGGUGGCUAUGAUCAAUUUUAUGAGGCUGUGGAGACAAACAAUAUAUAUGCAUUUCUGAAGAUGGCUGACAAAAUUGAAGUAUCUCAAGCACAGAUAGAGGACGAGGAGGAGGUGGAGAAGAAGGAUGAGGUUGAACAAAAUGGAGCAGAAGAGGAGCAAACAAACCAGGGAGAGGAAGAACAAGACCAGGUGGAGAAGGGAGAAGAAGUGGAAAGUGGAAACGAUCAGGUUGCAGAAGAGGAGGAGAAAAAAGAUAAGGAAGACGAGGAGGGGGAUAAAAAGGACAAGAAGAAAGAUGAGGAGAAGGAUGAAGACAAGGAGAAGAAAGAAAAAGACACUGAGGAGAGCAAGGAAGACAAGACUGAUGGAGAGAAGAAAGAAGAAACAAAAGAAGAAAAGAAACCAAAGAAAUUCCGUAGGCCAUUUGAUGACAGUGAUGAAGAGGAAACUCCAGCAGAGGAAGAAAAGAAGGAAGAAGAAAAACCAGAAGAGAAAGAAGAACCCCAAAAGCCGAAGAAAUUCCGCAGGCCAUUUGAUGACAGUGAUGAAGAGGAAACUCCAGCUGAAGAAGAAAAGAAGGAAGAAGAAAAACCAGAAGAGAAAGAAGAACCCAAAAAGCUGAAGAAAUUCCGUAGGCCAUUUGAUGACAGUGAUGAAGAGGAAACUCCAGCUGAAGAAGAAGAAAAGAAGGAAGAAGAAAAACCAGAAGAGAAAGAAGAACCCCAAAAGCUGAAGAAAUUCCGCAGGCCAUUUGAUGACAGUGAUGAAGAGGAAACUCCAGCUGAAGAAGAAAAGAAGGAAGAAGAAAAACCAGAAGAGAAAGAAGAACCCCAAAAGCUGAAGAAAUUCCGUAGGCCAUUUGAUGACAGUGAUGAAGAGGAAACUCCAGCUGAAGAAGAAAAGAAGGAAGAAAAACCAGAAGAGAAAGAAGAACCCCAAAAGCUGAAGAAAUUCCGUAGGCCAUUUGAUGACAGUGAUGAAGAAGAGGCCCCAGCAAAGGAAGAAGAAAAGAAAGAGGAAGAAGAAAAAGAAAAGAAAGAGGAGGAAGAAAAGAAAGAGGAGGAAAAGAAGAAAGAGGAGGAAGUAAAGAAAGAAGAGGAGCCCAAGAAAACAAGGAGAUUCCGUAGGCCAUUUGAUGACAGUGAUGAAGAAGAGGCCCCAGCAGAGGAAGAAGGAAAGAAAGAAGAGGAAAAGGAAGAAGAAAAGAAAGAGGAGGAAAAGAAAGAAGAAAAGAAAGAGGAGGAAAAGAAAGAGGAGGAAAAGAAAGAAGAAAAGAAAGAGGAGGAAAAGAAAGAAGAGGAGCCUAUAAAAACAAGGAGAUUCCGUAGGCCAUUUGAUGACAGCGAUGAAGAAGAAACUCCAGCUGUGGAAGAAAAGAAGGAGGAAGAAAAGAAGGAGGAGCCACCUAAAGUAGAAGAGAAAGAACAGCCUCUGAAAGAAGAAAAGAAAGAAGAAUCAGAUACAGAAGAAGUGUCAAAGAAACCUAAAAGGUUCAGACGACCAUUUGAUGACAGUGAUGAAGAAGAAAAACCUGAAGAAAAGAAAGAAGAGCCCGCAAAAGCACUAGAAGAAGAAAAGAAAGAGGAAGAACCUGUGAAAGAACCAGAACCAGAAGAAGAAGUAAAGAAGCCACGAAGGUUUAGGAGGGCAUAUGAAGAUGAUGAAGACGAAACACCAAAAGUUGAAGAGAAGGAAGAACCAAAAAAGAAGAGCCAGUGGAAGAGAAAAAGGAGGAACCUGAGCCUGUGGAGGAUGACCGUGAAGCUAGGCGUCGGAGGAGGCGACAGGAGAGAGAGAAGCAGGACGCUGCUGAAGCUGAGCCUGUGGAAGAUGACCUGGAAGCUAGACGGAGAAGACGCCGAGAGGAGAGAGAGGAGACAGCUGAUGAUAGUCAGGAGGAUGACCGUGCUGCCAGGAGGAGGAGGCGAAGGCAAAUGCUGGGACUGGAGGACUAGCUUAAAAUGCCAGAGACCCAGGAGCAAACAGAUAUACAGACAGAGUGCCAGGACUGAUUCAUGGAGCCUCAAGUUCUUAAUCCAACAAGGACUGUGGAGUCAACGUUCAUGCUGUCUUUAGACGUGGCUCUGAUAACCCCGGUAGCCGUCGUGACAUUGCACAAACUCAUGUGACCUUCACUUUUGACACUGUGAUGCCAACGAACAACUCAUCAUUGGAUUACAAGAUAUUUGUGACUUUGGAUUGUUUUUGAUUGAUAUAUGUAUGUACUUGAGCAGGAUUAUCGUUACUGAAGUUGACAAACUGUAAUUGUGGACCUGGUGAGUGUAGUACAGUGCAUUCUUGAAAACAUGCUCAGCAUCCAUACCGGUACAAGUUGCAGUAACAAACAUGAAUUUGACAGCAACCUUUACAACCUAGUUUGUGAUGAAAUGGCAAAAAAAACUUUUCCUCAUUGGGAAAGUGAGAGAGCUGACAUUCAAGAAUGAACAGUCCUCAUUCAAGUAGGUCUAGUUAGUGGAAGGCUUGUUGCUUGGCCAAGGUUUGUGCUGGGAUUGCUAUUGGCCCUGCAUGGGAACCACAGCAGCUUGGGACUGUGCAAGCUGCUCAUUCCAGGCAUAAGUAUGUCAAACUAUUUUACACAUGCUACGCAUUUGUGCAGACCUUAAAAAAAGCAAGUGGCAGAUACUUGACACAACUUCAUUUGAAUUACAUUCUUACUGUUAAGAAGCAUUAUUUUCUUUCAUUUGGAUAGCAAUAUUUUUCAAAUGUUAAGAAAUCUUUUGCAAAGUAUUAUUCACAUUUUGAUGCCAUCACCCAGCACUGUAGACACCAUCAUUGGAAAGACUAAAUGUAUGUUGGUAUGGGAAUUAUCUGUGAAGGAAAUACUCAUUAUCACAUACAAAUGCUAAAUAUAAGACCUAAGAAAAUAGGUUUAUGCAGCACACCUGACUAACUGAUAGAGAAGAAUGGACAAUAGGCUGUGUUAAAGUUUGAUGAAAGCACUAGCAAUUGACACAAUUCAACAACAUGUUAGUCAUGUGAUGUUUGUUCCUCUAGAGCAUUAUCAUCUUCAGAAGGAGCAAUAUUUAGACUUUCAGGUUGCACAGAUUUUGUAUGUUUGCAGAUUUGUUUCUAUUCUUAUACUGCUGAGAUUAUCAACAAGGAUACCCACCUGUUGUGCAUUGUUUGUCAGAAAAUUGGUAGUAUUACAUCAAAGAUGCAGUUUUUCUGUUACAGAACCGACCAUUUUAAUAAACUUGGUGUAUGUUUUUGACAAAUAAUAUGCUCCAGAGAAUUUUCAAAAAUGUUACAUGGGCCUGGAGAUUUAAAAAAAUGUUUGUUUCAAAUGACCGACAUCUAGAAAAAUAUGUCUUGUGGAAGUUUCGGGUAUCUUUUUUAUAUUCAAUAAUAAACAUGUAUUGUCCUUUAUCUCCUUCUCGAAUAUGGAAUGGUAGGUUCCCAAUUGUUUGCUUAUAUGAAAUAUAAGAAGAUUAAAUCAAAACACUGUGUUGUUGAACACCAUACUGGAUACUCAUGGUGGUAUGAUAUUUGUAUUUUGGUGUAAUAUGUGAAACGUUUGUUUUAGUUUGUCCACUGUUACCAUGGUUACUGUUGCCAUGAUGCAAUCCUCUACACAAGGUAUCUUGUUUUAGCAAUACUAGCAAUUUACUACCACAGGCUGUUCAAUACUACGCAAGCGUUACUCCUUAAAUGUCUAUUUUUGUAUCGAAAUAUCCGUCUAGAUUGCCUAUGCAGUGCAAUGAUUCUUUCUUUUCUGCACAGCAUCUUCUCUGAUCCCAACAGGAAUAAUGGUCUCAAGAGGUUUGUGUUUUUCUAAUCGAUUUCAUCAUGAUUUGAAAACAUACUUCAAAUCAAGUGUUGUCUUCAGAGGUAAAUACAGUGACAAUGGCCAACACCUGAUAUCAUUACUAUGACAUGGCAAUUGCCAAAUACCAGUUUCAUCCUGAUUAUAUUAUCAGGUUUGAUAGAACCUUACCCAUUCAGUUUUUUACCAGAGUGGUCUAAGACCUGAUGACCUGCAUCAUUACAGUGAUGCUGACAUGCUGUGAUAUAACUAAAUAAGGGUUAACAACAGACAGACACCAAAUUUAUUCACUCACUUACCAUUGUGCAAGGUCAGCAUGACUUUGGUCACCACAGUGACUUGGUUGUGUGUGUGCCAGUCACAGGUUUGUCUGGCCCAGACCAGAUUAUUUAAAGGCCCCGUUCAUAUGUCUGGAGUUUGGUGGGAAGAAAAUGUUUAAACUGGAUGAUGUCAUGCAUUUGAGACUAUUAUUCUGAUGGAGAAGUUGCUGUGAUAUUGUGUAGCGUUGUAGUGCAAUGUAGUUCCUGCUGCCGCUGUUGUUGCAGCACUUAGUAUUGAGCCCACUCACUUGUUGAUGUUGCCAUAUAAACCAGUAUGUUUGCUGUUUCAUGUUAUACUAACUAACAUAAAACUAGUUAUGUAACACUAGUCAAUGUUAUACUAGUUCAUGUUAUGCCAGUUUUACUUGUACUAUUUGUUUUGUUUGUCCGUCACCACAGAGUUUAAUAUAUAUUAUCAUUAUCCUGCCAUGAACUACAACCACACUUGAUCAUGAGUAUUCAGCAAGAUUACAUCUGAAGGUGACAUGUAAGAACUCUCUAUUGAAAAUAUAUCUUAGGUUUAUAUAUAUGCCUUUAAAAUUAGAUUAUUUACACCGAUAUGAUUGUACUGAUUUUUUCAGUAUUGAUCAGCAUGUUCAUAUGGUUGUGCUUAAUAUUUAUGAUUAUGAGUAAGAAUUAUUUAAAGACUAAUUAAGCCAAAUUGACUCAAGUGAUGGGAUGCAUAUUUUAGACUGCUUUCAUGUAGAUUAUUAUGAUCUGUUAUUUUUACUUGCUUAACAAUAUUUUAAUACUAGUUUUAGUCCUUAUGAAGCCAGUAGCAAUGUUCAGUGAUUAUGCAUGAAAUGCAGUGUAUGUUUUCAGCAGUCUUAUGGAUGUGUGAUGGAUGCAGUACACUAUUCUUAAUCAAGCUGAAAAUAUCACAUCGCCCAAAUACACGAUUGUAUGGAGAGGGCACAUUUUGUUGGAGUUUCUAUUCAUUAUCAGUGUUCGAGCUUUGUACUUCAGUAAAUUCAGUAAAUUAGUGAUAAUUAGGUAAUAAUUUUGAAUGCAUUGAAAACCUCAAAUUUUUUAUUCCUUCCCUGGCUAGUAGGAUUAUAUUUGGUUUUCAAAUGUUGAUUUCCAUCUUAUUCACUUGUGUUUGAAUGGAUGAUGAUGGUUGUAUUUGAAUCUAAAAUGUGCUUCAUAUUUGUGAUCAAAUGCACCUGGGUCAAGGUAUUCUAAAAUUUGUUGUAUCGUAAUACAGUUAAGGCCUUACUUCAAAUAUGCAUGAUAACCAUGAGGUAAUGCCUGAAGCAAGAACCACAUAUCAAGAAGUCUUUCUGAUAGUGUGUAACAACUGUAGGGUGUUGCUGUCAUCCCAGCAUGUUUCUCAUUAAAAUAAGAUCAUUUCUCUGAAGGUAUGAUAGUGUCCUUUGCAUGGGAGAUUUUGAUCAAUCAGCAACAAGGCUUCAGGUUCUAGUUUGAGUGAGCAAAGCAAAGAUCAGAAUAUCUAGUUUCUGUAUUGGAAAAACACUUUAAGUAUCAGUCCCAGUGUUUACUAAAAACAAUUCCCCUUACAAGCUAGAUGGGCUGCUAACUCAUAGUUGUGACCAGCUUGUGUUGAAAGUUUCAGGCAAAAUUUGUGAAAACAUUUAAGAGAAGUAACAAUUACACCGAAAGCAGCAUCAGAGGGAAAUAAAUAUACUCUACAUACGAUUAGUCUGCUCUUCAAAAUGAACUAAUCCAACCAAUGUUUUAGAUGUACAUUAAAACAAAAGCUGAUAACCAGGUACAUGUAUGUGAAUAUUUAAAAUGGAGUCAUGCCUUGCAACUGUUUUAUCCGUUAAAUCUGCACCAGAAAUCAAAUUGCUGCACCAGCAAUCAAAUUGAUAACAUUAAUGUGUUCUAAUUUUCUUCGUCAGACAGAAAUACUGAUAAAUCUACAUAUUUUAUACAGAAGUGUUACAAGCAACAGGACAGUAGGGAGAUUCUAUUUUGGACACUGUUUCAGAAUGUCAAAUGUUUUGUAUGCUACAUUAUUUUGUUGUGAAAAUGUUAUCCACCCACAGCCACUUCGCAGUGUGGAGUGUAAACGAACUGAUCUUCAUGAGACUUGCAUGCUUUUCUUCUUGUUCAGUGUGUGCGAAUGUAUCUGAUUUAGUGGUGCUAGCUUGUCACAGAAGUUCUGUAUCAGUCAGUCUCCACCUCUUGAUUCUCUCAACUCAACAUCACAAUAGGUCACAAAGAUAAUCAGUUCACCUUGAAGGCCCUAAGUUCUUUUGUAUGCUGUAUCUGCCAUUCAAGUUACAGAUGUAGCCAAAGUACGAUUUCAAGUUUUGUUAGAUAAAUCUGAAUCUACACCAACUUCUAACUGCCUCUGAAGAAUUUAAUCUGAAGCUGGUACAGGAAUAACAAAGCUGAGGGAAAUUGAGGUAUAUGAUGUUAGCCACCAGUUCAUCCUACAGAUAUACUGUUUGGUUGGUAAGGUUAGAGACCACCAGUACGGAGACCUGUUUUAUGUGAAGCUGUUAAUAUUCAUACUGACUGUAAAUUAUUACUAUUCCAUUAAACCUUUUAUGCCAUGA